UUGAAAUGUUAAAUGAUUCAGCGCGGCAUUCAAUCCAUUUUAAACUCUCUACACAUAUCGCGCUCAUUGUCUCAUCUUCACCAAAACCCUAAUUUCAUUUCAAACCCUGCAACUUCAAUGGACACCGAUGAAAACUGCGUCGACGUCAUCAACCGACCAUCCAGAAAGCACAUCGCCACCCUGCAUGACGUCAGCCACAACGUUUUCAAACAAACUUGUUCUACAAAGAAGCGUGUGGCGUUAGCUGAGAUAACCAAUUCAGGAAGCGUUUGCUCGAUUCCGAGCUCGGAUAGUAGAAGGAACGUGAAGCAGAAGAAGGAUCAAGAGUGUGUGAGAUCUGAUCUUUCUGUUUCGUUUGAAUCAGCUCGUGAUGAUAGGCCUCUUAUGUAUCAGCAUCUUCAUUUAAUAGAGAUUGAAGAAAAGAGAAGGCCAUUGCCUAAUUACAUGAAAAAGAUUCAAAAAGACGUAACAACGGGAAUGCGAGAGAUUUUAGUGGAUUGGUUGGUUGAGGUUGCAGAAGAGUAUAAACUUGUAUCAGAUACCUUGUUCCUCACAGUAUCCUAUAUUGAUAGAUUCUUAUCUUCACAUUGUUUUAGUAGAAACAAGCUCCAGCUUCUUGGUGUAUCCAGCAUGCUUCUAGCCUCGAAAUUUGAAGAGGUUAGCCCUCCACAUGCUGAAGAUUACUGUUAUAUAACAGACAAUACUUAUACAAAAGAAGAGGUGGUUCAAAUGGAGAAAGAUUUGCUUAACUUUUUGGAACUGGAACUGAGCAAUCCGACGCCAAAAACUUUUGUUAGAAUCUUUAUUAGAGCAGCUCAAGGAGAUAUUAUGCCGUCAAAUUCAGCAUUUGAGUUUUUGAGUUGGUUUCUUGUGGAGCUAAGCUUGCUAGAUUACAGUUGCUUAAGAUUCUUGCCGUCAAUGGUCGCAGCCUCAGCCGUUUUUAUUGCAAACUUUACAAUUCAACCGGAAAAGCAUCCUUGGGGCUUGAAAAUGCAACGUUAUUCGGGAUAUAGACCAUGUGAGUUAAAGGAUUGUGUAAUUGCCAUUCAUGACUUACAGUUGAGAAGAACAUCAUCGUUUUCUCAAGCAACACGAGAGAAAUACUCACAACAAAAGGAAACUCAAUUCGGUUCGUCUCCUACCGGUUACAACCAAAAAAUCUUUAGAAAAAAUGAACUCUUGUCACCUGUUGUAUUAAGUGAUUGAAUACUUGGCUGGCUUCGCUCCACAACCUUUCACCUGCGAUAACGCCCAUUGGGGCCGUGUACAACGCCGGCGCGUUAUCUGGUAACGAGUGGUCUUAGUUAUUCCUCCAUCUGGUUUUGAAUAUGAUAUCUAGGUAGUCAAAGUUGCAAUGCAUGCUCAAGGCGCAAAAAGUGCAACAAUAACAAUGUUUUCAAAAGGGCCCUAGAUGCAAAGGAACGUAGCGCAGCAUAUGCGCCUUGCCUGAAUAGGCGCAUUUUCAGGCACUCAGGCGCAGUUUCUGGCCAAAAAUAGUUUGAACAGGUCUGGAACAAUUACACUAUCCUUAAACAUGUCUAAGACCCCUAAAAAUGGUAUUUUCA
This is a messenger RNA of Helianthus annuus (common sunflower), 1565 nucleotides long. RefSeq names its product putative cyclin-A3-1. The record is from RefSeq and is a predicted model, not a curated record. Gene Ontology annotation, molecular function: cyclin-dependent protein serine/threonine kinase regulator activity. The transcript has 8 exons. Gene Ontology annotation, cellular component: nucleus; cyclin-dependent protein kinase holoenzyme complex; cytoplasm. The coding region runs from base 13 to 1206 and encodes 397 amino acids. Gene Ontology annotation, biological process: regulation of cyclin-dependent protein serine/threonine kinase activity; mitotic cell cycle phase transition. Lineage: Eukaryota; Viridiplantae; Streptophyta; Magnoliopsida; Asterales; Asteraceae.